Molecule: messenger RNA, 291 nt
Organism: Lactuca virosa
Lineage: Eukaryota; Viridiplantae; Streptophyta; Magnoliopsida; Asterales; Asteraceae
Source: the annotation of a GenBank genome assembly
AUGGAUUUAAAUAAAAAAACACGUCACCAUUUAAACGAACAAAUUAAAUUGAGUUCAAUAAACCGGAAAUACGUGACUGACAGACUGAGGCACGAUUGGCGGGUCAUAAAAAAUGUAGUAUUUGACUCGGAUUCCGUACACCGACGGAGACACCUCCCCCGACGGUGUCGUCAUGUUCAUUUCUUGAAGCAAACGACGACUUCACCAAUCAACCCAAAUCCCAACAAAUCCAUUUACUUAAUUAUUGUUGCUUCAGAUCUCUCCUUCUUCGCUGCGAUUAAUUUAUACUAG